Triticum aestivum (bread wheat) is the source of this 1659-nucleotide messenger RNA. RefSeq names its product pyruvate dehydrogenase E1 component subunit beta-1, mitochondrial. The transcript has 13 exons. Gene Ontology annotation, biological process: pyruvate decarboxylation to acetyl-CoA. Bases 226 to 1440 code for a protein of 404 amino acids. Gene Ontology annotation, cellular component: pyruvate dehydrogenase complex. Gene Ontology annotation, molecular function: pyruvate dehydrogenase (acetyl-transferring) activity. The record is from RefSeq and is a predicted model, not a curated record. NCBI's taxonomy places the organism in Eukaryota, Viridiplantae, Streptophyta, Magnoliopsida, Poales, Poaceae.
CAAGGAGAGCAGAUAAACGCAGGAUGCAAGUCGGCGCGGCAAUUUCGGCGGCGUCCUCUCCAUCCAUCUCCCUCACCCUCCCGCGCCGCCUCAACACGGCGCCAUCCUCAUCACGAACCCACCAAACAAACAAAAGGCGGACCCAACUCCCCCUCCUCCACCUUCCCCGGAGCACAAAUCUCCCCUCCCAAUCCCCACCCCCGUCGGUAGCCAAUCGCGUCGACGAUGCUGGGCGCCGCGAGGAGAUCCGGAUGCGUGCUGGGGCAACUGAUGCAGACCCUCCGCCCGGCGGCAACGGCGGCGAGGAGCUACUCCGCGACCCCGAAGGAGAUGACUGUGCGUGAAGCAUUGAAUUCCGCUCUUGACGAGGAGAUGUCUGCCGACCCUUCUGUUUUCUUAAUGGGAGAAGAGGUUGGAGAGUACCAAGGUGCGUACAAGAUAACAAAGGGUUUGCUGGACAAGUAUGGUCCCGACAGGGUUCUCGAUACACCAAUCACAGAGGCUGGUUUUACUGGCAUUGGCGUUGGUGCUGCCUACCAAGGUCUUAGACCUGUAGUAGAGUUCAUGACAUUUAACUUCUCGAUGCAGGCAAUUGAUCACAUCAUCAAUUCAGCUGCCAAAUCAAACUACAUGUCAGCUGGUCAGAUAUCCGUUCCUAUUGUUUUUCGAGGACCAAAUGGGGCAGCUGCUGGAGUUGGUGCUCAACACUCGCAGUGCUAUGCAGCAUGGUAUGCCCAUGUUCCAGGAUUGAAGGUCCUAACUCCCUAUUCUGCAGAAGAUGCUCGAGGCUUGCUAAAAGCAGCAAUCAGGGAUCCAGACCCUGUUGUUUUCCUGGAAAAUGAACUACUCUAUGGUGAAUCGUUUCCUAUUAAGGCUGAAGUACUUGAUUCUAGCUUCAGUGUCCCAAUUGGCAAAGCUAAGGUAUGUUCUUUAGUGGUCGGGAAGAGUUUAGUUCUGUCAGAUUUUUUGUAUGGAUUGCCAGUAAGAGCUUUUUUUUUUGGUUUCACCUUGUUUUUUGAUCUGCAGAUAGAACGGGAAGGAAAAGAUGUUACAAUUACUGCAUUCUCUAAGAUGGUUGGGUAUGCUCUUCAGGCUGCAGAGAUACUGUCCAAGGAGGGAAUCAGUGCUGAGGUGAUCAACCUUCGGUCAAUUAGACCAUUGGAUAGAGCUGCUAUCAAUGCAUCCGUUAGGAAAACCAACAGAUUGGUUACCGUUGAAGAAGGCUUUCCACAACAUGGUGUUGGUGCUGAAAUAUGCAUGUCCGUAGUGGAGGACAGCUUUGAGUAUCUUGAUGCACCAGUUGAGAGGAUUGCCGGAGCUGAUGUACCGAUGCCCUAUGCGGCAAACCUUGAAAGAUUGGCAGUUCCACAGGUUGAGGACAUCGUCCGUGCAGCAAAGCGAGCUUGCUACAGAUCAUCAUCCAUGGCGGCAAACGCCUAAAGCACAAAUGCAAGUUUUGUUUCUCGGCCUUCUUCUUCCUUCCUUGUCCAGAAAAGAUGUACCGAAUCGCAUAAUUGUAUCCCCCAACUCGUGUGAGCUAAUUUUGUAGAUCUGCAUGCAUUGUUGAUUCCUAUCUGUCGGCGGCAGUCGGAUGACUGCAUUUAGUUCAUGGUUCAUCCCUAUACAUUUGAAUCAUGCAACCUCUGGAGGUUUACAUCA